GUUUCAAGGACAGGACACCAGUGGCGGAGAGAAUCCUUGUCUGCUAGCAUGUGGUGGGCUGCUAGUGCCAAACUUGAGUUGGGGCUGGGGUGCUGUCUUCCGCCGACAUCCGGAUCCGGAAUCCCUGGUCUUCGCUCCCCAGCAUUUUGCCUCUUGACCACCCCUUCUCCCUCCCCCUGCCUGGUCCAGUUCCUUUCCAAACAGCCAUGCCCUCUACAUGCCAGGGCCCUGGGCCCUGAACCCGAUAGACAGAUGUCUCACAAACUGGGGCAUGGGAGAGGGGCUGGGGGACCCCAUGAUUCAGCCACGGACUCCAAUGCCCAAUCCCUCUCCCCGGAACAGUUCCCUGACAGCCCCGUGUCCCUGCCCUUCGCAGCUCUGUACACAUUUUUAAACCUGGCAAAAGAUGAAGAGAAUAUUGUAAAUAUAAAGUUUAACUGUUGCUGAUGCCUGCUGUGAUGCUAGGGGUCCGGGGCAGGGGGCUUGAAGAAACCAGCCUUGGGGAUGUGACUGCUGAUGCGGGAGGGGUGUCCCCACAGCCCUUCCCAGUGACUAGCUGAGGCCUAUUCACUGAAGGGGAGUGGGUGCUGAGUACGGUUGCCAUGGUAAUGGGGCUAUUUAGGGAGGAAAGAUGCGGACCCACCCUGGCCCGGUGGCUCAGUUAGUUGGAGCAUUAGUAUGUUCCAUAUACCAAAAGGUUUUGGGUUUGAUUCCUGGUCUCACAGCCAAGUUGUGGGUUUGAUCCCUGAUCCUGGUGUGUACUUUCUCUGUCUCUCAACAUAUCCUCAGUGAGGAUUAAAAAAAAAAGGAUUAGGACCCGUGUCUGCAGAGGACUGAGCGUGGUGCAGAAAAGGACCAACUGGGCUGAUGGGCGCAGACACCAGCAGGCUGGAGGGCCUAGUUCGCUGGUCCAGGUAGCCGGCCACAGGAGAGGCGGGCAAGGGGAGGGCCGUGGCUUCUGCAGGGUCUGGGCCCAGGCUGGAGGGUUACUCCUGGCCCCAGGACGCCCCCUCUUGGCACAUUGUGAGGGAGAGCCCCAGCAUCAUUGUGACCCGCUGACCCCCAGGAGCCUCUGGGGCAGGCAGGCGGGCAGCUGGCCACGGUGGCACAGUGGGUUGGGGGUCUAGGGGCCCCGGUGGUCCUGCGGACCCCCAUGGCUGUGGCUGAGCCACCAUGGCCCAGGUGCGCCUCGUACCACAGCCCCAACACCAACAACUGCCAGGACCUGGGCAACUCUAUCCUGUUGCUGCUGGGCCUCAUCAUCUGCAUGAACAUUUGCAUCAACAUAGUGACGCUGCUCUGGCGCAGACUCCGUUGCUUCUUACACCAACUGUUCUGCAAUAUUAUUUCUGCAAGAGAAGCUUCUAAGUCAUUCUCAGCUAGAAAGAAGACCCAGCAGAGCUCCCCUGCAGUCCAUCUUCGAUGCACCAUGGACCCUGUGAAAAUGACCGUGACCCCCCGGCCCGCUCGCCGCCAGCGCCGUCGCGGCAGGUCAGCGCGCCGUGCCCACCACCCAGCCUGGGACACUGACGAGGAGGAGAGGCUCCCUCACCAGCACGGGGCGAUCUGCUCCCACAACUGGAAUCACCCCUCGGACUGGGACGACUGCCACUCCACCCAGGAGUACUGGGAUCCCUGUGCCCAGGACACUGCAGGGAUGCAUACCCCGGGCAUUCGCUUCCAGCAGGACGUAGACGGAUCACCCCUCAAGAGAGAGAUGCGGUCAGAGAUGAGCCUAGAGGCCUACGUGUACCCCGUGAACCCCCCGCCCCCCAGCCCACAGCGCCACAGGAACAAAGGAGGGAGGGCGGGCUACGAGGAGGGGGAGGAGCAGUGCUCCACCGACCCCUCCGCCCCACCACCCGUCAGGGGGCCAGCAAAUGUCCCAGAUAUCCCCAGUAAGCACCACUCCCGCCACCUAGUGUACGACGCCCUAGACGUGAGGCGGCGGCUGCGGGAGCUGACCCGGGAGGUGGAGGCGCUGGCCCACUGUUACCCCGCUGCUGAAGGGGGGAACAAGGACUGGUCAUACCGUCCCCUGGUGGACUGGCGACUGGAAGGAGAAUAAAAAAAAGA
Molecule: messenger RNA, 2076 nt
Organism: Pipistrellus kuhlii (Kuhl's pipistrelle)
Lineage: Eukaryota; Metazoa; Chordata; Mammalia; Chiroptera; Vespertilionidae
Gene: SPEM1
Product: spermatid maturation 1
Exons: 4
Coding region: 1154-2068 (304 amino acids)
Biological process (GO): flagellated sperm motility; sperm individualization
Cellular component (GO): cytoplasm
Source: RefSeq, a predicted model, not a curated record